AUGGCCGCCAUGGAGCGGUCGACGAAAAGAGAACUCAAGGACCUGAACACGCGAGCGUGGGACAGAGAGGAAGGUGUGUUUCCGGUGCAGCCUUCACUGGACUCCAACCUCAAGAAGAACACGGCCUUCAUCAAGCGUUUGCGGACGGCGAUCAACCCUGCUGGAGUCAGCACCUUUCUGCAAGAGAUACGCUCACUCUCGUUGCACAAGUACUUGACCGAGAUUGUAUCUGCGUGCUUCGAAGGGGUGUCGAAGUUGAAGACGGCUGGUGAGAUCGCAGCUGGCGUAGAAGUGGUCAGUGCACUUCAUCAGCGCUUUGGUCCGGAUGACUUCACCUGCUAUCUUGGCUGGCUGCUAGGACGAGCUCUAAGUAUACCGGACAAGGCGCAACUGAAGGCGUUGUCUUCGGAUGUGCGCGACCGUGAGGAGAGAGAGCGGGUCGCUCGUCAGCGCAUAUUGCUGCGCAUUGCCACGGAGCUGUGGCUCGUUGGCGUGCUACGCAGUCUGGACGAUGUUACGAGACCCGAAGAAGCCGGUAAAUCGAGAGACAGUGGGAAAGGCUUGGAUCUUGCACCCAAAGCGAGAGCUAACGGCGUGGUCGUCCAUGGCGACGCGGAGCCUUUCCCGUUAGAGGUGCUGAAAGAUUUACUCACCCACGAUCGGGAACACGUCAAUUUACCACUGGUUGUCUUGUUCGUCAAAACCUUCGCCUGGGAUAUUCUGGGGUCUAAGGUGGCGAGGAACGAAGGCCGAAAGCAUGUUGCUGAGGAUGGCGCAACCGUCACGCUCAACCGCCAUGCCGACUCUGCCACAUCCACUGAUGAAGAUGAUCCUGCUGAGAAGGAUGCGCCGUUAAUUACUCCGGAGCUCCAGCAACGCUUUCGUAACGUUCUGCUCAGGUACUUCGACGAUGUCAAGACUCACCUUGUGCGUGACCAGAAGCAGUUGACAGCGCAGGGCAAGCGCAAUGCGGAGGCGUACGUCAAAUCCGGUGAAGUGUUCGAGGACCGUCAAGCAAACUACGAGAAAGCGGUCAAAGCGCAGGAGAAGCUCGUCGGUAGCGCCCAGACUCUAGCCGAAGUGCUGGGGGCCGACAUGCCAGAUCUGGCGGAGAAGGAUACAUCGAGCGCUGCGUUCGAAAGCAGUAUCGGACUUGUCAAGACUGGCGAUUACCUCCGCGGUCAGGCAGAAGGCGCUGGCAUUUGGGAGGACGAGGAGGAGCGACGUUUCUACGAGACGCUUACUGAUCUGAAAGACCGCGUGCCGGGGAUCUUGUUGGAGGAUGGCCGCAAGAAGAAGACCGGUGCAGAUGAGCAGGUGGGCAAGAAAACUGAUGAGACAUCCGACGCAAAGGACGCAACAGUUGCGCACAGCGCUGAGAUGGAUGACACUUCGACUGUUAUCGUGAACAAGACGGUCGGCGCGCAAGUUGACGCUCUCCUCGCGAGACUACACGAGUUUCAAGGCAAAGACCAAGUUGACCAGUUCGCUAUUGACUUUUGCUUCUUGAACUCCAAGGCAUCGCGCAACCGCUUGAUCAAGGCUAUCGAGGAGAUCCCGAAAGGUCGGACCGACUUACUACCACUCUACGGCCGUCUGAUCGCCUCCCUCGGCCGCUAUCUAAUCGAUGUGCCUCAAGCAAUCAUUACCUAUCUCGACGAUGAAUUCCGUAGCCUACAGCGCCGGAAGUCGAAAGACUUUCUUGGUCAAGUCCGUAUGGUCAACGUUCGAUACAUUGCCGAGCUCACCAAGUUUGGUGUUGUGCCUGAGCACGUCAUCUUCCACUGCCUCAAGGUCUGCUUGGACGACUUCUCGCGGAUGAACAUUGAGAUCAUUGCGACUCUGCUAGAGAGUUGCGGCCGAUAUCUCUUACGCAACCCGGAGACGUCGCCUCGAAUGUCAUCCUUUCUUGAGACACUGCAACGGAAGAAAGGUGCACAGCAUCUUGGCCAGCAAGAGCGAAUGCUGAUCGAGAACGCCAUGUACUAUGUCAAUCCACCGGAGCGAGCCGCAAUUCAGCAGAAGGAGCGCACACCCUUGGAGCUAUUCGUUCGACAGCUCGUCUAUGUGGACCUCAACAAAAAGACGCUCGAAAGGGUCAUUAAGCAAAUCCGCAGGCUUCAUUGGGAGGAAUCGGAAGUGCAAGAAGCGCUGCGCAAGAUCUUCGUCAAGCCUGGCAAAAUCAAGUACAGCAAUAUUUAUCUUCUGGCGCUAAUGCUUGCCGCGCUGUGGAAAUUCCAUACUGAUUUCGCCAUCUCGGUCAUUGAUGAGCUUCUCGAACGCAUUACAGUUGGCUUGGAAACGAACGACUUCAAGUACAAUCAGCGCCGCAUCGCUGAGGUUCGCUACCUGGGCGAGCUGUACACUUACCGUCUGGUCGACACCGUCAUCAUCAUGGACACGCUGUACAAGAUCUUGAACUACGGCCACAAUGGGUAUGCGCAACCGGGCAAGGUGUCUUACCUGGACCCUCCAGACGAAUAUUUUCGCAUCCGUCUCGUCGCUUCUUUGCUCGAGACUUGCGGCAUGUACUUCGAGAAAGGGUCGCUCAAGAAGAAGCUUGACUUCUUCCUAGCAUUCCUGCAGUAUUACACCAACUUGAAAGACCCGCUGCCGAUGGAUAUGGAGUUUGUAGUGCAGGAUCUCUACGGCCAGCUCCGUCCUCAGUGGAAGCUGGUACUUAACGACUUCACGGAAGCAAGCCGGGUUUUUGCCGAAGCCUGCAAGCAGAAUUACCAAGAUACUGCAGCGGGCAAACUUCCUGAGCCAGAGGAACCGGAAGAGAUGGAGCCAGACAUCUCCGACGAUGCGCAUGGCGACGGCGACGAAGCCGUACUGCCAAAUGGCGCGGCGGAAGAUGUCAAAUCCGACGGCGAAAAUGCGCAGACUUCUUACGCAGAUAUCACGCACCAAGCAGAAUCUGAUGAAGAGAAUUUUGUCGUGACACGUCCUGAGGAAGAGCGUGACCCAGAGGCUGACGCCGAGUUCGAUCGUGAACUUGCCAAGUUGAUGACAGAAAGCGUGGAGACCCGCCGGACUGAACGCAAGCCUGCGUUCGACGUGCCUCUCCCAAUGCGCCGUACUGUGCAGAACACAGCAAGUCAUGCUACAGAUGGCAGUGGUGAUGAGUUGCCGGUGCCAGCAGUGCCAAAUGGCGCACGCACGAUGAAAUUUGCACUUCUGAGUAAGAAAGGCAACCGCCAACAGACUCGCUCAAUCGAUCUGCCAUCCAACUCAAGCUUCGCUGUUGCCAUGCGCACGCAGCAAGAAGCAGAGCGGGCUGAGCAGCAGCGCAUCAAGAAUCUCGUCUUAAACCUAGACCUAAACGACGAUCAGCAUGAUGGCGCAAUCGAGAAUCCGCAUACGACGCCCAGGUUCGAUAAGUCGGGCAAUACCCGCAGCAAGCAACGCGCGAGGAAGCUGAAUUUGGGAGACCUUGACUGGUAUAGUAAACGUUCUGCCCCUGCCUCCAAUGAGCUGCUACCGCCUCCGGCUGCGCAAUCAGCAUCGCUUGGCAGCUACGUCGUUGACAAAGCGGCGCCUCGCGGAGACCGUGGGCGUGGUGGCUCGAUGAGGCUUGGCGGUACUCGUGACAUGAAGACAGGCUGA
Messenger RNA from Baudoinia panamericana UAMH 10762, 3609 nucleotides. RefSeq lists its product as uncharacterized. Gene Ontology annotation, molecular function: RNA binding; protein binding. Gene Ontology annotation, cellular component: cytoplasm; exon-exon junction complex. Bases 1 to 3609 code for a protein of 1202 amino acids. The transcript is spliced from 3 exons. Lineage: Eukaryota; Fungi; Ascomycota; Dothideomycetes; Mycosphaerellales; Teratosphaeriaceae. Gene Ontology annotation, biological process: nuclear-transcribed mRNA catabolic process, nonsense-mediated decay. The record is from RefSeq and is a predicted model, not a curated record.